Molecule: messenger RNA, 3365 nt
Organism: Patiria miniata (bat star)
Lineage: Eukaryota; Metazoa; Echinodermata; Asteroidea; Valvatida; Asterinidae
Exons: 3
Coding region: 107-1327 (406 amino acids)
Source: RefSeq, a predicted model, not a curated record
AUGGGCAUGGUAACGUCCGGUAGCCUGGCUACAGAAAGUGUUGGGCCAUGCUAAACUGUACACGGUGUACCAGACUAUUGUGGAGACGGUGAGAUACGGCGUGAAAAUGGUGAAGACGCUGAAGAAGACGAGCUGUGACGUUCCUUCAACUUCCCUGAGGUUGGCACCUCCUCAGGGAAGACGCCUGCCUGUGUUUCACAGGCAGUGCGCAAACCAGCUGGUACACGCAGACUGUGUGCUCGUACUCGGAGAACAAAGGUUCCAGCGUGUUCCUUGUUCUCACUGGGAGGGUACUGGGGCCAGCGUGCCCUUCAGCUGGAUUAAUCUUGAGAAAAGAUGCACAGAUAACAUGAGAAAACAUGAGAUUAAACAGAGAGAAUAUGAACAGAAACUAAACAGGAAAUAUGACUUGAAACUGAGAGCAUAUGAGUAUAAUCACAGAGCAUACGAGUUUAACCUGAGAUACCACAUCGAUGAUACUGAGCCUAGAUGCAGUGACUAUCUUGUGCAGAGAAGAAGGGUGAGUGAACUGAAGAUGCGGAGAAUCAACAAAAUGACAAAGCAGAGAGUAAGUAAUCAGAAAGCAUUGAGAAGCUUGAAGGUAAGCAGACAAACAUGCUGUAGCAGAAGUCAGGUAUUGGAAAGUUAUGUAGAGUACUGUCAAGAGGCAAAGAAGGUUUCUAAACCAAAUAGAAAGAAAAUGAGAAGAAGCCAACGUAGACAGGCCUACCACAGAAUGAGGAAUGGUAAGAUGAUCGAAUUGCGCAUGAGUAAGGAGGACAGAAGAAACCAGAAGAAUGCCCAGAAGAAUUUACAAAGUCACACUAGAAGAAGUUUGAGUAAUGUCUUGAACAACAUGCCAGAUAAGGGAGACAAAUGCAUAGUGCAGAAACACAGCAGAUAUCAGUGUAAACCAUGGAGAUCACAAAAGAAGAGUAAAUUUGCAAAGAGAUCGAAUGUAAAUGAAAUUCAAGACAAGCAGUGCUGGUUGUGCGAUAGGAGUAUUAAGUCAUCUGAAAACAACGUGCAGUGUGAUGGCUGUGACAUUUGGUAUCAUGUGCAUUGUAUGAAUUUCUCAAAGAUGAAACAGCUGUUGAGCAACAAAGCUGUGACAUGGUUGUGCAGAAAAUGUGGGAGGAGUACUUAUUCUGAGUCUCUGUUAUGUAAUCUUGGUAUUCCAACAGAUGAUAACAUGUAUGAGUUGACAGUUCAGGAGACAUGCACCGAUGAUGUGGUCAGAGAGAGGUCCGUGAAUGGAAUGUGCAGGAAGGACAGCAACAAAGACAAUCAGAGAAAAAAUAAACCAGCAAGGUUGCCAAGUCAGUGAAGGAACAAGUCUGUUGAAACGUGUUGCUACUUGGCAAGAUGUACACAGGUAUUGUAGUGAUUUGGCAAAGUCUAUGUGCUUGUCUGAUAAUGAGCAGUUUGAAGUUACAGGUGUAUCUGUGUGGUUAGAUGAUGAGGAAAGACACGAUGCUGAUGCAAGUAUAUGUACGGAAGACAAUAAUGGUUCAGUACUGGCAAGGAGUGAUUGCAAUAAAGCAAAAGUGGAUGAAGGAAACUCUGGGUCUAUAGUAGAUGUUGUUGGUUCUGGUAGAGGUUUGUCAAGGACAUGUACGGAUCUACCAAAUAAUUUGAAGGAAGGCAACAAACAUAGUUGCAGUGAAAUGAGUCGCAGUAAUAAAGUCAAUGACAACAGUGAUGUUGAAAUUAUGGAAGUGGUCCAGAUGCAAAGGUUUAAAUUUGUUCCCCUGACUUAUAAUAGGAAGCAGGCAGUAUGUAGUGAACAUAGAAUAGGCCACGUAUCUCUGGACUGUAAUGAGGUUUCAGAUACAUGUGAAGAGAUAGGACGACCUGAUUCAGUGAAGAAAAUUAAAGGAGAUGGGAACUGCUUUUUCAGGGCUAUAUCAUUUGCUGUGUCAGGAUCUGAGGAUAAUCAUUUGCAGUUAAGAAUGGCUACUGUCAAUCACUUGUUAAAAAAUGGAGAUAAAUUCAAUGGUUUUCUGCGACAAGGAUUUGUUAAUGUGGAAGAUUAUAUCACAAGGCAACGAAUGUUUGACUCUGGAGUGUGGGCUACAGAGGUUGAAAUCAUGGCGAUGGCACACUUGCUGCAUACAGACAUAUAUACAUUUGAAGAUGUAAAUAAGUGGUAUGUUUUCUCUGCAAGCACCUUUGAGAGAGAGGCUGCAACAUUAGAUGAGGCAAUAUACUUGUACCAUAGGCGUAGAAUUCACUAUGAUGUUGUGUUGUCAGUUCAUGCAUCAACUCAAUCAAGAAGGCAAUGUGAUAAUGGACAACAGAAAGUAACAAGUCAUAAAGGAGCAGAAUGUGUGAAAAAUGGUACCUCCAGUAAGUCGGAAAAGAAUUCGAAGUGUAAAAGGCGUAAGCGAUCAAAUACAAAAUUACAACAAAGAAAGAAAAGAGAGAAAGCUAAGGAAAGGUAUGCAGACAAGGUGCGUGAAAAGAAUAGGAUUUUAGAGCAAAAGCAAAGUAAAAAGAUGAAAAACCAGAAGAACUACCAAAAGAAUGCAGACAAGAAGAAGGAAUUGCUAAAAAUAAAGUACAGUAGUGACAUGGACUUUAAAACAGAGCGAUUAAAGGCUCAAAAGAGAAACUAUAACAAUGAAACGCAUAAAAAAGGUAUUCUGAAGCAUAAAAAAGAGAAAUAUUGUCACAAUCAAGAAUACAAAGAAAAGAAAAGAAACAGUGGGAAAAGAAAUUACCAUGAUAAUCCUGAAUAUAGAGAGCGGCUAAUCACUAAGGGGAAAAGAAAGUAUAGUCAGAAUCCUGAGUAUAGAGAGAAGCUGAUCACUAAGGGGAAAACAAAGUAUUACAAUAAUCCUGAAUACAGAGAAAACAAAAUCAAUAAGGGUAAAACAAAGUAUAACCAGAAUCCUGAGUACAGAGAAAAGUUAAUCACUGAGGGGAAAAGAAAGUACCGUGAUGAUGCAGGAUAUAGAGAAAAGCUAAUAAAUUAUGAAAAAAGCAAGUGUAAAGCGCAGUACCAUAAAGAUCUUGCUUAUAGACAGAUGAAAAUUAAUCGAGCUAAAUGUAAAUAUCAUGGCAAUGUUUCAUAUAGAAGAAAGCUCAUUGCAAGUAUCAAAAAGAAAUACCGAUGUGUGACAUCUUACAGGGCAAAGUUAAUAAGGUAUGGAAAAAGGAAGUAUGAAAAAAAUAAUGAAUAUCGUAAAAGUAUGGCAAAGAUGAAUUACAAACGUGCUGCGAUUAACAAAGAGAAAAGACGUAACAUUUGUUAUGUUACAAAGAAAUUCAAAGAAAGCAUAGCUAAAGGACCUGAGUAUGUGUGUGCUUGCUGUCAUAAACUGCUGUUUCAAAAGCAAGUUAUACAGUGUAACCUGUACAAA